Olea europaea var. sylvestris is the source of this 570-nucleotide messenger RNA. Its product is annotated as inactive protein RESTRICTED TEV MOVEMENT 2-like. NCBI's taxonomy places the organism in Eukaryota, Viridiplantae, Streptophyta, Magnoliopsida, Lamiales, Oleaceae. The record is from RefSeq and is a predicted model, not a curated record. The transcript has 2 exons. The coding region runs from base 51 to 482 and encodes 143 amino acids.
UUUUUUUUCAAUUACCUCUAAAAGUUUUCAAUAGCAACCAAGUUCGAGGAAUGGAAGCCAAACCUGUAAACACACUUUUUGAAGAAUUCGAGCCUUUAUCGAAAUGGAAACAUAAGGAGGAUCGUGACAUUCUCGAAAUCCAUGUCCCAGAAUUCAAGAAGGAACAACUCAAAGUACGAAUCAACAGAUUAAAGCUUCUCAAGAUCUCAGGAGAACUUCCAUUAGAUGCUCAAAGAAAAAGCAGAUUCUACAAGGAAGUUCCAAUUCCGAAAAACAUCGAUGCAACUGCGAUUAAUGCAAAAUUUUGCUAUGGCUGGCUCUACAUUGCAAUGCCAAAAAAGCUUCCAAUCUCUGAAGAUCAGAAAACACCUGAAUUUCGAUUACGAACGUUUGGCAAAGUGGUUGUGACUCUUGCAACACUGGCAGCUCUAAUUGCUUUCGUUGUUUACAUGUAUAGAUCUGUGGUUCCUGAAAUUGUUUAAUAUUUUUAACUUGUGCACGUCCAAUAUCAUAAAGCAUCUGUACGGACUAAAUAUCUAGUUAAUAAUAAACAAACACGUGUUUUUAUUC